AUAAGAAGAGUGCCAGAAACAUGUUGGCUUCACCAAAAGGAAUUACUGUUUCAUAGUUUAAAACUAAAAUCAAACAGAACUGAAUUACAGAUCCUCUGUUAAUUCACUAUAUGACUUGAGCAAAUUAAUCUUCUCUGCUCCUGCUUCUUCACUUGCAAAAUGGGACAAUAAUAGUACCUACUUCAAGAGGGUACAAAGGGAUUAGCUAAGAUAACGUAUUCAACAUGUUUGGCACGGCCCUUCCACAGAAAUGUUCAACAAAUAUUUGAUGUUAAUUCCUCUUCUGAAUAAUAAGGCGGUACCCACUCACACCUUUGCUCAAAGACUUGGCACCUAGACCCUUAGCUUGGUCUAAGGAGACCCACCUAUCCCUGAUACCAGUUGCAUAUCCUUUAGAAAACUGUUCCUGACUAUGCUCUUGCCCAUCAUUGUAGGACCCUUCUUUGUACAUUCCCACCACUCCAUUGAUACUAUCUUAGCCAGUUCUACAUACUGGGCUGGGAUCUUCCUACACACACGGUCUUCCUAGGCACAAUGGAGACUCUCUAGAGGGACACAAAGAGAGGAUUCCUUGACCAUCUAAGGUAUGGGGGCAAAAGUAGCUUCUGAAAAGGUUCUCUAGAGUGCUUCCUCAAAGCACUACUCAAGAGCAAAACACAAGGUUGGGUCUCUGGACAAAGAAAUGAGGGGAGAUGACAUAUAGAUGAGAGCUGGAAUGGGAGUCACUACUAGACACAAAUCAGCCUAGGAUAGGGAGUGAGGCGUGAAGUAAAUUUUCCUCAAAUUUACCUAGGCAACACUGGCUUCCUGAAAAUUGUCUCCAGUUACUAAGGCAACAUUAUCCCAAUUAGAUUCUUACCUCCACAUUGUCAGAGCUCAGCACAGCACCCUCCUACACACACAACUGGUUUUCCUUGCCAUCGUAAUCCAUCCAUUAAAAAUGGAUUUCAACCUAGGCUGCACAUCAAAAUCAACUAAAAAAUUUUAUAAAUCUUGACAUCCGGACACACCCAGAUCAAUUAAAUCUCUGCACAUUCUGAUCUAUACUUCUCCCAUGUCCUUCAAGACCCCCAUCCAACUUCACAAAGAAGUCAUCUGCAGACUGGUCCCAUAGCAUGGUGGUUUAAGUGCUAUGCAUUAGGAGCUGGAUCCCACAUGGCUGAACAUGGUUUGAAUCUCGGUCCCCGUGGCUUAAAAAACAUGAUGGGCAUGCCUAAAAUCCUGAUGGAAAGGAAAAAUGGAGGAAAAGGGAUUGUUAUGUGAUCAUGCCCUGUUGGGAGAUUCUGCCUCUGCCCUCUUCGCCACAUCCUCUUCUCACUCUCUGUAAAUACAUUUACCCUCUGGCAAUUAAAAAUAAAUAAGUAAAAAGACAUCUGCGCUAACAAGAUAGCAAACUGCUGCAGGAAAAGCUGGAGGAAGAAUAGUGAUCCUGUUCCCUUUAGACCAAGAAUUACACACACACACACACACACACACACACACACACACUCUUAUAAAUGUUCCUUAACAGAUAUGUGCAUUUUCUUCCCCUAAAGUAUGAGAAUGAACGUGUAAUUAAAGUAUGAACCACAAGCCUUAGUAAGAAUGGGAAAGUUACUCUCUUCUCCCUACCCAAGGCUCCAUUACCUAGGCAGGACCUCUAUGACCUCAUGUUACAGUAGGUCAGAGCCCAAGGCUGGGACCUCACCCCCCCUGGGCAGCUUGGGGUUCCUGCAGCAGCCACAGCCCUGCCCAAUCCCUCCCCACACCCCACAAUGUUGGUUGGUACCCCCCACCUGCUAACAGUGGAUGAAGCUGAUGCCACCUGGACCCUCAUCAAGGAUAAGGUCAUCGAGGAGCGCUUUGGAUCCAAUGUAGUGGCAGUACCAUUCUUGUCGGAUGCAGCCUGCUAUGACCUACUGGGUGUGCUAGUGAAACAGUCCCGCCCGGCCCACACCCGCCUGGCUCUGCCAGGUCGGCAAGGACGGAGGGCACUGAAACCAGUAGGGCCACUACCAAACCUCCUGGAGCAGGCAGGGUCUGAGGGUGCCUUUGCCCACUGCACUCGGGAAUACUCACCAAAUGGCCGAGCAGAGAUAGCCUAUGAAGAGAUGCGACUGUUGGAUGGGCAGCCCUGCCGGAUACGCCUACAUAUGGGUGGCCUACGCAAGAAGGUAGCCUUCCUGUUGCUGCCGCCAGGCCAGGUGAGCCUACAACAGACUCUUCCCUGGCUCCGAAGCACCCACAGCAUCUAUGUCAUCUACCAGGUCUUUUCCUGCUCUUGGCUGCAGCUGGGGCUGUUGCCUACAGGCCGUGAGCCCCAGCUGCUACGGUUACAGCGUUCAUUGCCUGUGGCCUUCUCCUGCCUCAAGUUUUCACUGCAGCCCAAGGGUGUGCUGGGACCACAGAAGCCUCUGACUAAAGACCCAUUGCCCCAUGGGGCUAACUGGGUCAGACCCAACCUCAGCCUCAUGCCACCACUGGCCCCCACAUCGGUACCUGCUGAUGCCCCUGAAGCUGUUGAUGUGCCUCCAACUGUCCCAGCCCCACCUACACCACCUCCCCAGGAAGGACCAGAGGGCAGACCCACCAGAUUCUCCUACAAGGGCCGAAACCCCUUCCGGAGGGGGCCCCAGAUGUUAUCAGAGAACUGGCUCUUCAGCCCCCGCAGCCCCCCACCAGGAGGCCAGGGUGGGGGCCCCGGGGACCCCGACCGGCACUCCAUGUCCCUGCCCCUGCUGCAGGGUCUGUCCUCGGAGUUCGACAGCGACGACUGAAGCUGAGGCAAGAGAUGCAGGGGGCAAGGCCCCCAAGAUCUGGCAUAGGGAUACUGGUCCCCAAUAAACACCAGCUG
Molecule: messenger RNA, 2833 nt
Organism: Tupaia belangeri chinensis (Chinese tree shrew)
Lineage: Eukaryota; Metazoa; Chordata; Mammalia; Scandentia; Tupaiidae
Gene: CUNH11orf42
Product: chromosome unknown C11orf42 homolog
Exons: 3
Coding region: 1755-2756 (333 amino acids)
Source: RefSeq, a predicted model, not a curated record